AUUCCGGAAAUGACCGACUCGACAGAGUAUUUAAAGAGCGCCCACCGUUUCUUCCUUUUGUCGUCAAUUUCAAAUUCUUCUCACAAAGUAAACACGCAGCAAUGGCAAGAAAGUUCUUGGUCGGUGGCAACUGGAAGAUGAAUGGGUCCGUCAAGUUGGCGGAAACCAUCGUCAACGCUCUCAACCAGGGCAAAUGGAGCCCCAACGUUGAGGUCGUCAUUGCCCCUCCUUUCCCGUAUCUUCAAUUGGUCCGUAACACCCUCCGCAAAGACGUUGGCGUAUCUGCCCAGAACUGCUACACGGAAUCCAAAGGCGCAUACACUGGCGAAGUGAGCACCGAAAUGCUCAAGGACCUCAGCAUUGGUUGGGUCAUUCUCGGGCACUCGGAACGCCGAAUGAUAUUUGGGGAAUCGGACGAGUUCGUAGGGAAAAAGGUGCACGCUGCCGUCAAGGCUGGCUUGAGCGUCAUUGCUUGUGUCGGCGAGCAAGACGCCGAGCGCGAGGCGGGACAGACGACCGCCGUCGUAUUCCGCCAAAUUAAGGCCAUCGCCGACCAGUUGGCCCCCGCCGACUGGGCGAACGUCGUUAUCGCAUAUGAGCCUGUGUGGGCCAUCGGUACCGGUAAGGUAGCUACACCUCAACAGGCUCAGGAAGUUCACAACGAGCUUCGUGGCUGGCUAGCCAAGAAUGUCUCCCAGGAGGUGGCAGAUGCGACGCGCAUUUUGUAUGGAGGAUCAGUGAGUGCCAAGUCCGCACCGGAUUUGCAACAAGAACAAGACAUCGAUGGGUUCUUGGUCGGGGGUGCGUCUUUGAAGGACCAAGAGUUCCUUCAGAUUAUCAGCAGCAGACAGUAACUAUCAUAUAGUACUGGCAUCUUUGGUGCCAUUGGUCAUUGUUAAUAGAAGCAUACCUGAACCACAACUCUUGUGCUCUUCAGAUCCCAACCUGCUUCGGUAUCCGGACGAUGGCGCUUGUAAUGAUAGCAUCCAGGAAUUUAUUUCUAUAAAGGUCUUCUCGGUCUUUUCCGAGAACUACCUGCACUUGUGGGAAUUGCAUCUCGAUCCCUUGUUCGACGUAACGGUCGAUCUACCACCAUGUCGUCUGGGCUGUCAUUAGCCGUCCCAUUCAUGUCUACAUUCUCAUCGUCCUCCUGCUCCUCUUCCUCAUCACAUUGAAGACUCAAUGUUGACUGGCUCGCAGAAACUCUACGCGAGGUUCGUCGCCCCGUGUUCCCUGUCCGAUGCUCGCCAGUUCCGAGCAGAAUACCUCUCCACUCGCUUUGGCAAGAUGGGCAAACAUUCUGAUUUCUCCUCGAAAAAUAUUGUCUGCUGCAAUGCGAAUGAAGCCGAGUCUGGCAGUUUGCAACGUUACAUCGCUCGUACUGGCAGCGGCAAGCAUUAGGCGCAUUCUCAAGUGCACACGAGGGUCCAAGACGU
Messenger RNA from Spizellomyces punctatus DAOM BR117, 1436 nucleotides. RefSeq names its product triose-phosphate isomerase. The record is from RefSeq and is a predicted model, not a curated record. Bases 102 to 854 code for a protein of 250 amino acids. Gene Ontology annotation, biological process: glycolytic process; glycerol catabolic process; glyceraldehyde-3-phosphate biosynthetic process. NCBI's taxonomy places the organism in Eukaryota, Fungi, Chytridiomycota, Chytridiomycetes, Spizellomycetales, Spizellomycetaceae. The transcript has 3 exons. Gene Ontology annotation, cellular component: cytosol. Gene Ontology annotation, molecular function: triose-phosphate isomerase activity.